AACGAAACGAAUUAUAUUUGAAUGUACGUUCGCAAGAUGGCGACGGAUAGUGCGAAAGUAAGAGCUAACCAAAACGACGGAAUAAAUCGAAAACGUUGGCGCUACGAUCGUACGGCGUGGGUAAAGACGGGCGGAAGAUGCGCGUAGGAACAUUGCGCAGGCUCUUGUUUUGCUCGACGGUAUAACGGCGAGGGACAUAGAGGAGAGUUCGUUAUUGGUGGAGUUAAGCGAAGUGGGGCGAGAGGAGUGGAGAGGGGAUAGCGAGGCACGCUCUCACGGGGUAUGGCGUGGUGUGCGUUCUAGUAAACAACUUGUGCGCGACUCGCGCGGAUAGAAUCCGUUUGGUCUCGGCGAAUUUUUCCUAUUUUCCUUUCUUAUUUAUAUAUAUAUAUAUACAUACAUAUAUAUAUGUGUGCAUGCAUACGUACGUGUAUGGAUACAAACAGAUACAUUAAUAAGACAGCACGCGCACAGAGAAAGAGAGAGAAAGAGAGAGAGAGAAAGAGGGACAUAAACAGAUUAAUAAAAAAUAUAAAAGUGUUAUGUAUAUAAAUCGGUCCAUCGAGGAGCACGAAAUGCCGAGAAAAGAUCCUACGCGUCUGUGAGUCCUUUGCGCGCGUGUGUGUGUGUGUGUGUUUUGUGCGUUACUUUAUUAAACGAAUUAAAGAAAUAAAUAAAUACAUACGAAUAUUUUACAUACAUAUAUCUGCAUACACAUACGUACAUACACAUAUAACUACGACGACGAUAUUCGAAUGGAAUAACUUUCGGUGAGUGCGUGCGUGCGUGCGUUACUCUCGAUAAAGUGUGUGUUGGUGUAUUAGUGGCGUGUAUAUAUCUCUCUCUGUCGGAGCUACUCUCCUACGCUAUUUCCGCCUAUUUUUUUUUCUUCUAUCUAUCCCUCUCAUUCUCUUUCUCUUUCUCUCUCUCUUUCUCUCUCUCUCUCUCUCUCGCUGCGUAUUCUCUAUCUAUCUAUCUCUAGACGAUACAAAACGUUCUAACCAACGACCUCGUUUUUCGGUGUGUUCUCUCUCUAUCUAUCUAUCUCUCUAUCUAUCUACUCCGUACAUUUAUAUUGCGUAGUGUGUCUGUGUGGUACGUGUACGUGCGUUGUUUGUGAGAAAAAGAACGAGAGAGAGAAAAAAGAAAGAAAGAAAGAAAGAAGGAAGGAAGGAAGGAAGGAAAGAAGAAAGAAAGAAAGAAGAAAGAAAGAAAGAGCAGACAAAUAUAUAGAUAGAAAGAGAAACAGAGAGAGACAGAAGAGUAUCAGAGAAGUGGACAUCGUGGAUGGAAAUAGAGCGUCUUCAAGGGAUUUUCAAUCGUGGAUGAUGGUACGCCGCACCAUUUCAUCGUCGUCAACAACGUUGUCGUCGUCGUCGUUAACGUCGUCAACAUCGUCAACGUCGUAGUCGGCUUAGACGUCGUAACACGCCGUCUCGAAAAUAACCUCGUCGAGGAGGCAAAAAAAGGGGAAAAUAAAAAGGAAUCAAAAGGAGCAUCGAAGCAUCGACAUCAAUAGCAGCAAUUGUGUUUUACGAGUGUGUUCGUGUGUGUUUCUUUUUAUUUAUUUUCUUUUCUUUUUUUUUUUUCUUUUUUUCUAAAUGGUGCGCGAGCUUUUCCCUUUCACUAGUAGUAGACUUUGAUUUUCUCUUUGUUUCACCCCACGUCUAUUAUAUACAAAUACGUCGAAAAGAGUCAUGUGAACUAUACAAACGUACACGUGUACAUAUAUACACAUCUACGUAAAAAGAGACAUGAGUCCUGUGGUAGAAGUCGCUGCGAGAUUGACUAAUCGAAUAAACGACAAUUAGGAAUACGUCGUGCUAACGACGCACGACGUAUCGAACGAUCUCUUGAUGGGAGGACGUAGAAGAAGACGAAGAUUGGCCACGAUCGAGAAAGGAGGAGUAUUAAUAAUAAUAACAGUAGUAGUGGUAACAGUCAUCGUCGUUCUUCUUCUUCUUAUUCUUCCACAAUUAUUUGGAUCCUCGUCGUCGUGUUUGAUAAUCGAUUCUUUGGCGAAAUCAAUGAACAAACUUUCGACGUCAGCAACAACAACAACAACAACAAGAACAUUAUCGACGACGACGACAACAACAACAACAUCUAUAAUAUCAUCCGAUCGUCCUAUCGAUGGAUUUCAAAUGAUUAAAAAAUCUAACGACGACGGAACGUUCGAGUUUCUAACUCGAAAAACCUCACAAUUAUUAUUACUAUUAUUAUUGACUUAAAUAACAGUGUAAUCGAGACAAGGAUGAACUCGGAAGAUCACUUUUCUUAAUAUAUAUAUAUACAUAUAUAUAUAUGUAUAUGUAUAUGUAUAUAUAUGUGUGUAUAUGUAUAUACAUUAAGGAUCCAUCAUCGAAAAGAAAGAAAGAGAGAGAGAGAAAGCGAUAGUAAUAGCAGGAGAGAAAGCAAGAGAGAGAGAAAGAAAGAAAGAAAGAAAGAAAAAAAGAAAAGAAAGAAAGAGAAAAAGAGAGAGAAGAUCUUUUUCGAUCAUAUUGAAGGGGAGGAAAAAAAGAAAGGAAAUAUGUAUUCCUCAGGACGCAUGCGCAGAAAGGAGCAUCGGCUCGGGAGUAGUAUCAUCAUCAGUGACACUAGUAGUAGUAGUAGUACUAGUACUAGUAGUAGUAUUAGUAGUAGUAGCAGCAGCAGCAGCAGCAGCAGCAGCAGCAGUAGUAGUAAUAGCAGCAGUAGGAAGAAGAAGAAGACGUCGACGACGCCGACGACGACGACGACGACGCCGACGACAACGACGACGACGAAGAGAAGGACGACGGCGACGACGACGACGACGACAACUACGAGUACAACAAGCAUCAGUGUUACACUUGCCGAUCAGCAGGCCUGUUGUCAACGUUGUUUAUCGUCGAGUUUGGUUAUCAAGUGUAAGGAGUUUAACAUUGACAACGACGUGGACUCAAUGAGAACUUGUCUUCUUUGUGAAAGGUUACAUGGAUCAUCGUCGAACGAUCGAGAUGAUUUCGAUCGAAUCGACGAUCCUUUUCCUUCUCUUCCUAUUCCAUCAUCAUUAUCAUCAUCAUCAUCUUCGUCUUCUUCUUCUUCUUCUUCUUCUUAUUCGUAUUCUUCCUCCUCCUCCUCCUCUUCUUCUUCUUCUUCUUCUUCUUCUUCUUCUUCUUCUUCUUCUUCUUCUUCUUCUUCAUCUUCCUCGUCGAAACAUUUUAAUUCGUAUUCGAAGUCGUCCAAGUAUUACGAAGUUUCGUCGAAGAGGAUUAGAAAGGACGAUAAGUGGAUAACGAGGGAGAAUAAUAAUUGUUGGGUCGAUAAUCCUGGACAAAAUUCGAGAUUGGCCUCGAGUGUUGUACGGUGGAAGAAUUUGUGUUAUUGGAGACUAGCUUUCAGUAUUGCCAUUUUCCUAGCUCUCAACUUCCCGCCUAGUACUUUGGCCGGUUUUCAAGGGAGAACCACGAUUGGUAACACCAAGAAAGACGGGGUGUGCCAAAGUAUAGACAUAAGAAACAGCGUGAAUCAAUUCACAAGACUGCAAGGAUGUCGAGUAGUCGAAGGAUUCGUCCAAAUUCUACUAAUCGAUCACGCCGACGAUUCGGCCUAUGCGAAUCUCACGUUUCCAGAUUUGGUAGAAAUAACAGAAUACCUCGUUUUAUACAGAGUAAAUGGACUACGAAGCGUCGGCCGUCUCUUUCCAAAUCUGACAGUGAUUCGAGGUCAUUCUUUAUUUAUCAAUUAUGCUCUAGUUGCAUUUGAGAUGAUGCACCUACAAGAAAUUGGUCUUCAUUCAUUGACUGAUAUUCUACGUGGUUCGGUUCGUUUCGAAAAGAAUCCAGCGCUUUGUUAUGUUGACACCAUCGAUUGGGAUAUCAUAGCCAAAGCUGGAAAAGGCGAACACGUCAUAUCGGGAAAUAAACCAAAGAAUGGCUGUCCGAUAUGUGAAAAAAAUUGUACCACUAGAUUGACCAAGCCCGAUGAAACGCUUUGCUGGAAUCGACAACACUGCCAACGAAUAUGUAGGAAAAAAUGUGGAGAAGAUUCGUGCGACGAGACGAAUGCUUGUUGUCAUUCGUCGUGUCUGGGAGGCUGUACAGGACCAACAGAGAAUAAUUGUAAAGUUUGUAAGAACGUGUUGGUUGGAGGUAGUCAUUGUCAAGAACGUUGUCCAAACGGUACAUAUGAGUUUAUGAAUCGUCGUUGUAUCGGAGAGGACGAAUGUCGUCAAAUGGUAAAGCCACGAGAGGCUUUGAGCAUCGUCAAAGAUAAGCCGUACAAACCGUUCAAUGGUAGUUGCAUCAUCGAAUGUCCUGCCGGUUAUAUGGACGAAGAGGUCAACAACAAGACGUCUUGUAAGAAAUGUAAAGGUCCUUGUUUGAAGGAAUGCGCUGGUACUAGCGUAGACAGUAUCGCUUCUGCUCAGAAACUACGUGGUUGCACUCAUAUCACCGGUAGCCUUGAGAUUCAAAUAAGAGGCGGUAAGAACAUCGUCAACGAGCUGGAAGACAGUUUGAAUAUGAUAGAAGUGAUCGACGGUUAUCUGAAGAUAGUACGUAGUUUCCCUCUGAUAUCUUUGAACUUUUUGAAGAGCCUACGAACGAUAAAUGGGAAAUAUUUGGACAACAGCAAGUAUACUCUGGCCGUUCUGGACAAUCAGAAUCUUCAAGAACUGUGGGACUGGAGUACUCACGGCAAGAUCAAGAUUCUCUCGAAAGAUGGCCCGGCUAAGGUCUUUUUUCAUUUCAAUCCGAAGCUAUGCUUUCAUAAGAUUGAAACUCUUAUAAAAAAAGCGGAGCUUGGAGAUUUCUCAGAACUGGAGGUUGCACCGAAUAGCAACGGGGACAAGGUAGCUUGCAACGUUACGGAAUUGAAAACGAUCGUCACAAAGACUACGUCGGACGCAGCAUUGAUCGAGUGGGAACAAUUCACUCAUCACGAUCCUAGAUCGUUAUUGGGAUACGUGGUGUACUUCAUCGAAGCACCGAAUGAAAACGUGACGAUGUACGAUGGCAGAGAUGCUUGCGGAGGCGAUGGCUGGAGAGUCGACGACGUUUCUGCCAUCGAAGGAUCAACCAAACCAAUCGCUACCAAUUACACGGAAGCUGAAAAGCCAAGUUACCUCUCUCAUAUUUUAACUCAAUUGAAACCGUUCACGCAAUACGCCUUUUAUGUAAAAACGUACACCAUCGCCACGGAGAGAUCCGGUGCUCAAAGCAAAGUCACGUAUUUCACGACGAAACCUCACGCACCUAGCGCGCCUAGAGGUCUCUCAACUUACAGUAAUUCCAGCAGCGAGCUCAUCGUCUCUUGGUUACCACCGUUAAGGAAAAACGGUAAUCUCACGCACUAUAGAAUCGUUGGACGUUGGGUACCGGAUGACUCGAACUUCAUCGAUCAGAGAAACUACUGCGACGAACCGAUGUCCUUGCCGGAAAAGAAAUCGAUGUCGGUAAUGGCCGAAGAAGAGAGAAAACGCGCGGAGGAAGAAAAGGAAUUAGCGAAGAUACCGGAAACAACAUCCUGCGACUGUGCGGAUCGAGAAAUGGAUCAGUCGUUGCGCGAAAAGGAAGUUUCCAGUUCUAUCGCAUUCGAGGACGCUUUGCACAAUCAGGUUUAUGUGAAACGAAUAGAUGCUCGUAGGAGACGUGACACCAGCGAGAUAUUUGAGAUAAUCAAGAAAAGAGAUCACAGUUAUUACUCCGAGAAAGAGUCGACGGCCGAUAAACAAGUGAACAGUACUUACGUCGUAUUCGAAAGAGAGGUGCCUAGUCCAAAUCUCAGUUUCGUCAUGAAGAAUCUUCGACACUUUGCAUAUUAUAAUAUCGAGGUACAAGCCUGUCGAGAGGUUGUGAAGAACGAUACGAAUGACACUUGCUCGACGAAGAGUAUGAAGACCUAUCGGACAUUACCAUUGGACAGUGCCGAUAAUAUCCCUGUUAAUACCUUCAGAUUGAGCAUUUCUGGCGAGAAUAAUAGUCUGACAACUGUCACGCUUUAUUGGGCAGAGCCACCGCAACCUAAUGGCUUGAUCGUUACCUAUCAAAUCGAAUAUAAGAGAGUGGACAUACAGAACAUAAAAGCAACCGUAGUCUGCAUCACCAGACGCGAUUUUACCAAAGCUGGCAAUUCCUACGUUCUCAAAGAUCUCCCAGCUGGUAAUUAUUCCAUCAAGGUCAGAGCUACCAGCCUCGCCGGAAAUGGAAAUUACACGGAGGCACAAUACUUCUUUAUCAAGGAAUACAGCAGCUUAGGACUGUUUUGGAUACUGUUUUGGUCCAUACUGUGCAGUCUCUUCGCAGUUAUGAUAUUCGUAGCGUUUUAUGUCUGUAAAAGAAAGUUUAUGCGAAAUGUUCCUAGUAGGAGACUCAUAGCAACGGUUAAUCCCGAAUACGUGAGCUCGGUUUACGUGCCCGACGAAUGGGAAGUACCCAGAAAGAAAAUUCAUGUUUUGAAAGAAUUAGGAAAUGGUUCCUUUGGGAUGGUUUACGAGGGUUUAGCUAGGGACGUUGUCAAAGGGAAGCCGGAAGUUCGUUGCGCUGUUAAAACCGUCAAUGAAAAUGCGACCGAUAGAGAAAGAAUAGAAUUUCUUAACGAAGCAUCCGUCAUGAAAGCUUUCAACACUCAUCACGUGGUAAGAUUGCUCGGUGUAGUGUCUCAAGGACAACCAACCUUGGUAGUAAUGGAGCUAAUGGUGAACGGUGAUUUGAAGACUUAUUUGAGAAGUCAUAGACCCGACGUCUGCGAAAAUUUCUCGAGGCAGCCACCGACCUUGAAAAGAAUCUUACAAAUGGCGAUCGAAAUAGCCGACGGUAUGGCUUAUCUUGCUGCAAAGAAAUUCGUUCACAGAGAUUUGGCAGCGAGAAAUUGUAUGGUAGCCGAAGAUCUUACAGUUAAGAUCGGUGACUUUGGAAUGACCAGAGAUAUAUAUGAGACUGAUUAUUAUCGGAAAGGUACCAAAGGUCUUUUACCUGUUAGAUGGAUGGCACCGGAAAGCUUGAAGGAUGGUGUCUUUACAAGUUUCUCCGAUGUUUGGAGUUAUGGUGUCGUUCUAUGGGAAAUGGUAACUCUUGCCUCGCAACCUUAUCAAGGUUUAUCGAAUGAUCAGGUAUUGCGGUAUGUAAUAGAGGGAGGUGUUAUGGAACGUCCUGAGAAUUGUCCAGACUCCCUUUACAAUUUAAUGAGACGUACUUGGUGCCAUAAAGCAACAAGAAGACCGACUUUCAUCGACAUAGCUACCAUAUUGUUGUCAGAUGUCAAUUUGGAAGCUUUCGAACGUGUCAGCUUUUAUCACAGUCCUGAAGGUAUCGAAGCAAGAAAUCAGAAUAUAUCUCAUUCGCCGCAAACGGACAAGGACCUAGAGAUGACGACUCUUCAAGAUUUACGCGAAGAGGAAGUCGAAGGUGAAGAGGAUUCUCCGUUGCGUCAAGACUUUGGUGAUUUUGCUAGUUUCGAACCGACCAGUAUUAAAAACAGUUUGAGUCCUCGUUACACGGUAGAACAAUACGGUGAGAAUUCCAAAACGACGACGAACUUCCAUGACAUGAAUUCGUCUAAGGUACCAUUGAAAGCAGGCUUCGAUGAUUUCGAUGGUAUUUCUGGAGAUUCUUUAGCGUCCAGCAAAGAUACUUUAAACUUACCGUUCGUCGAGGACAGUUUAAAAUCAGUGAAAAAUUCACCAUACAUACAUGCCAAAAGUACAUCAAGAGGAAACGUUAGUCAAACGUCGACAGCAAGAUCAACGAGUCCUCAGAGUUUGAUCAAGCAGCAACAACAACAACGAACGUAUACAGAGAGUCCAAAUUCUAUCAAAUUUAAAUCAAGGAAUCCUGAUUAUGAAAAUAGUAGUCCAGAGAUAUUAGCAAACAUUGAAAAAAAGCCUACGAUCCCAUUAGAAUUAUCAUCGGUAGACACGGUAGAUAUUGGUAUCGACAUUGAUAAAAAGGAUGGACUCUCAUCGACGGUUGAAUAUGUUAAUAAACCAGAGACAUUGAACAAUGGUUACAUUGGUGGUAAUAAUACAACAACGUAGUCCAUGUAAAUCAAACUCUCCUCGAAUUAUAUUAAGCAACAAAGACUCAGCGCAGACCAUUUAUUUCUAAUAUCGCUAUGAACAAAGAGAGAAUGAGAGAGAGAGAGAGAGAGAGAGAGAAAGAGAGAGAAUGAGAGAAUGAGAGAGAAAGAAAGAGGAGAGUUGUUGUAAAAAAGGCAGUGUCUAAAACGAAGGAAAUAUAUUUCUGAUCCAUUUAUUUCAAUUGAACAAUUUAAGUUCUAAUAUCGUAACGCGAAAGUCCAAGCUUAAGGGAGGAAUAAUUAUAAUUGAGUUAGUAUUUUUUUUUUUCUUUUCUUAUUUGUUUUUUUUUUUUUUUUUAUAGUUAAUACGAACGUAACGACGUCUCAACUCCGUCUCUCUGACAUAGAAUAAUAGUAAUAAUAAUAAUGAUAAUAAUAAUAAUAUAAUAUAAUAAUAAUUAUCAUGAAUUCAUCAUGCAUGUCCAUACAGCCAAUGGAUUGAUCAUUGUUGAUCUAUAUAGGAAAUCAUUGAUCAAUGUAUAUAUAUAUAUAUAUAUAGAAGAUACUGCCUUUUUGAUGAACAUUUCCUGGACGAUAGAAAGAUAAAGAUAGAUAGAAAGAGAAAUAUAGAGAGGGAGAGAGCAGUUUAUUAUAUGGCAGCAAGAAAGAAAAAGAACUAUUUUAAAUAAUAAUAAUAAUAAUAAUAAUAAUAAUAAUAAUAAUAAUAAUAAUAAUAAUAAUAGUAAAAUUAAUGAUGAUAAUAAUAAUAAUAAUAAUAAUAAUAAUAAUAAUAAGAAGGUAAAAUGAUUUAUAUCAAACAUGACCUCGUCACAAUGUUUUCAAUAAGAUGAAAGAAAAAAGAACCGAGAUACCAAUCCUUAUUACUGUCUUUUCUUUCAACUUGAAUAAAUAAAAUAUUAAUAAUAAAUAAAAACAUUUGCACAGUGUGUGCAUGUGUGCGUAAUGCGUGUAUGCGACUGGUUAAACAGUUUAUCCAAAGUGGUGAUUAGAUUGACUACCGUGUUUGGUACGACAUUUUUUCUUCACAAACGAAGAGAUCUAACAGAAUGUGAAUUUAUAUCUAAUUGCCAGUUUGUUUUGUAUCAAUCUUUAUUAAUUAUUAAUUUUCAUUUAUUCGUGCAAUAAAUGAUUAAUAGGCAUCAAGAAAGAUAUAUUAUUAUUAUUAUUAUUAUUAUUAUUAUUAUUAUUAUUAUUAUUAUUAUUAUUUUCAUCAUCAUCAUCAUCAUCAUCAUUAUUAUUAUUAUUAUAUUAUUAUUAUUAUAUUAUUAUUAUUAUUAUUAUUGUUAUUACUACUAUUAUUAUUAUUACUAUUAUUAUUAUUACUAUUUCUAUUACUAUUAUUAGCCUGUCGUAUAGAAAAAAAAAUCGUACUAUAUAAUUACGAUUGUCACUAUUAUUAUUAUAUUAUUAUUAUUAUUACUAUUAUUAUUAUUAUUAUUAUUAUUAUUAUUAUUAUUAUUAUAUUAUAAUCUAUAAUCUAUUAUUAUUAUUAUUAUUAUUACUCUUAUUACUAUUAUUAUAAUUAUUUAAUAUAAAUAUUUAUACCACACACAAAAAUCGUUCAGAAUGAAUAUAUAUUAUAUAAUAUGAACGUUCCUUUAACUCGUAAUUUAUAAAUUUUUAAUCGAGCUUUUUCUUUUCCCAAUAAAUAUCUAAAUUCAUUUUACAAUAGUUUUUUUUAUAUAUUCUAUUCAUAUAUAUAUAUAUAUAUAUAUAUAUAUAUAUAUAUAUAUAUAUAUACACACACACACAUGUACACGUUCGUUGAAAAUAGUAAAAUUGAAGAAUCUAGGUUUUAAGACAUAGAAACUGCAUUUCUAAUGCGGAAUUUCUUCCUUUUUCUUUUCUUAUAAAGUUCCUUUUUGAUAAAAUUUUUUUGUUUAUAGACUCGUUCUCUUUCCUUCUCUCUUUCUCUUUCUCAUGUUCAAUAUCCUAUAUAAUUUAGAUAAUAUAGUAAAACAUAGAAAUCGAAUAGAAGUUUGUAAUUUAAAAGAGAGAUAUAUAUAUACAUCAUCAUGCAUACAUAUAUAUAUAUAUAUAUAUAUGUAUGUAUGUAUGUAUGUUGUAUGUAUAUAUACACAUACAUACAUGCAUAUAUGUAAAUAAUUUGUGCAAUUUACACAAAAAUAUUUAUUAUCUCUUAUUAUUAAUAUUGUUAUUAUAUUAUUAUAAUUAUCCAUUAUUUUAUUAUUAUUAUUCAUUAUUUUAUUAUUAUUAUUCUUAUUCUUAUUAUUAUUAUUAUUUAUUAUAUAAAAAACAAAUAUAUAUAUAUAGAAAAAAGAAAGGGAAAAGAAAAUAAUAGCUCGUGCAAUAGCAUAAUUAUUAUUAUUAAUAUACUCCUCCUAACAUUACUACUAUCACUACUACUAUUCUGCUAUUACUAUUACUACUAUUAUUCUACUACUACUACUACUACUACUACUACUACUAUUAUUAUUAUUACUAUCCUACUACACUAUUACUAUUACUAUUACUACUACUACUCCACUAUUAUUACUAUUAUUACUAUAUUAUUACACUACUCACACAUAUAGUAAAAAAAAUAGUGAAGGGUUUAAACAAUUUUCUUGGUGCUAAAACAGUGUUCAAAAAAAAAAAUUAAUAAAAAGAAGACUCGACGUUUAUAGUUAUAAUAAUAAUAAUAAUAUUAUUUUCUGACGUCGUUCCAUACAAGUGAAAAUAGGAUAUAUAUAUAUAUAUAUAUAUAUAUAUAUAUAUAUAUAAUGCACACCACACAUACAUCCACACUUAUGCACACACGAACAUACACAUCUAUACGUAUACAUAUAUUCAGAGGCAUUAUUGUGCUUCUUUUGAUUUAGAAUGAGAGAAUGUAGACUGUCUUAGCCCCCGGUGAGAGUGAAGAUUGAUGAUCGAUAGAAAUCAAUUUAUACCUAAUAGAUUAUAUUAACAGUUUACGAAAUAAAUAAAUAAACAAAUAUGAAUAAUUAAAAGAAAAAUAGAGGGCUAGAAAAUAAAUGUGGAAUAAUGAAUAAAUAAUUUCACAAUAUUUUCAAAGUAUUCAACUAGAAAAAAAAAAAAAAGGAAAAGGAAGGAAUUCAAUCGUCGACAAAAAAUACAAAUUGAAUCCUAAUAGUUUGAGUUAUUGAUAGGUUUAUGGAGGGGGGGAAGGGAAAAAAGAAAUAGGAAAAAAGCCACCCAUCAUAAAUAAUAUAUUAAUUAAAUAAAUUAACGAAGAAGAUAAUAGAAGAAUAAAAACAAUCCAACGAGAAUAUUUUCAAUGUAGGAUGCUAUUAUGCAAUUAUGCAAUAAUUUGAAUGUUAAUAGAUGAGUCUUGUUUAUAGAAAAAGAAAGAGAAAUAUUCAUUAUAAACAAUCUAUUAAUUAAUUAACCAACUAUCCAAACAAACAAAUGAAUAAAUAAAUAAAUAAAUAAAUAAUAGAAAGAAGAACGAAAUUGAACGAAUAUUUUCAAUGUAAUUUAAAGUGAAUUCAAUUAUGUAAUUUGUAUUUUAGAUUAGAAAACAUACACAGACAUACACAUACAAAACACAUAUACGUAAAGAAAUUAAUUAAUUAGCACCUUUUCUUUUCUCUCUCUAUCUCUCUCUCUCUCUCUUUCUCUCUCUCUCUCUCUCUCUCUCUCUCUCUCUCUCUCUUAUACAUAUACAUACUUAUAUAUGCAUAUAAAUAUAAACACGUUCCUCGUAUCGCAAAAUAAAAUAAUAAAAAUAAAGAAGUGGAUAACUUAGACAAGUUAAUAAUGUAUAAAUCAUGUUCGUUCCGAAAUCGAGUCUAAUCGCGCUGAGAUCUAUAUUAUUAUUAAUAAUAAUAAUAAUAACAAUAAUAAUAAUAAUAAUAAUAAUAAUAAUAAUAAAUAAUAAUAAUAAUUAAUAAUAAUAAUAAUAAUUAUUAUUAUUAUUAUUAUAAUCAUAUCGUUUUGUUUUUACAAAUUUGCCUUUAAAUAAAUCACUUUCCCUAUCAUGUAGACCAUUUUAACGUGUAAUUUAAUUUAAUUUAGAAUAAAGAAACGAUUUAGAAAAUAUAUCAGUAUCGACCUAAACGAAAGAAAAUAAAAUAGAAAAUUAAUAAAUAAUUAAAUAAGAUAAUAUAAGAUAAAAAUAAGAUAAAUAAAGAGUACCUAUAUAUAUAUAUAUAUACAUACUAUUAAUACAAUAUUAUUAAUAAUCUCUUCUACGUCCGUGCGCGUGUGCUUGUACGUGUUUGUGUGUGUGCGUGAGCCUGAGUGUGUUAUAUAUUAUGUUUGUGUUUGUGUAUGUGUGUGCGUGUGCGUGCAAAAACGCUUUAUAAUUAAUCAUGCAUCAUCGUUGUUUAUUACAUGGAAAGCAUAGAAAGAGAGAUAUAUAGACAUAUUUGGGAAUGAUUAGAUUUAGGAAAAAAAAGAACAAAUAUUUUUUAAAAAUAGUUUAUCUAUCAUUUUUUCUCUUUUCUCUUUUCUUCUUUCUCAUUUUUCAUUUCGUUUAUUUGUCUUUUAUUUUUUUUUAUCAUCAACCAUUUUCAUAUCACUCUCUUUCAUGCUUAUUAUUCAUGUUUCUUGUUAGAAACAAAAAAAAAAAAGAUAAAGAAAAGAAAUAAAUAGAUAUCAUCGUUGUACUUACUCAUAAUUCGACGGCUGACGAGCUUUCCUUUUCUUCUUCUCUCAUUUAUUUAUUUCUUUUUCUGUUUUUUUUUAUCUCUUUCCUUUUUUCUUUUUUCUUUUCCGUUUUUGUCAUAUAGUGUGCGUAUAUAUAUAUAUAUAUAUAUAUUUGUUUGUUUGUAUGCAUUUUCUCUCUUCUUCUCUUUCAUUUUUUUCUUUCAUUUUUUCUUUUUUAUUAAAUCUAAUAAAAUAACCAUUAUUAAUUUCGAGGAGUCUCCUUCGAAUUAAUUUAUGUGUGAUAUGUAAUAUUAAAAGAGAACAAAGAUAAAAGAUAACAAAUUUAUUUAUAAUUAAAAAAAAAAAAAAGAAAAAAGAAAUCUUUAUUUUGAAUAAAAAAAAAAGAAUUAUAUAAUUAAUAAUUAAAUGAAAAAAGAAAAAAAUACCAAAAAAAAGAAGAAAUAGAAAGUUCGUUAGCCGCAUAUAUCUAUAUUGUAUUAUAAACACAGACAGACACACAUACACGAACAUAUAUAUAUAUUACAUAUAUUAUAUUAUUAUUAUAUUAUUAUAUUAUAUUAUAUUAUAUUAUAUUAUAUUAUAUUAUAUUAUAUUAUAUUAUAUUAUAUUUAAAAAACAAUAAGAGAAAGCCUCGCUCGUAUUCUGAAGUAUUCUGAAAUACAUGAAGAUAAACUGAAUGAUUUAACGCUUAGAAACAUAUAUAUAUACACACACACACACACACAUACAGAAUGAAACUUACAUAUACAAUUGUAAACAAUUAUUUAUGAAUUAUAAAACGAUAGAACGAUGUAAGGUUUAACUAGAAAUGUUUCCUACACACGAAUGGACGUGUCAUUUUGUUUCUUUUUUCGUUUUAUAUAUAUAUAUAUAUAUAUAUAUAUAUAUAUAUAUAUAUAUAUAUAUAUAUAUGUAUAUAUAUAUAAAACAAGAAGAACGUCGUCGUUAAAUAAGAAAAAAUUAAAAUAAUUAUUUAAUUGAUAAUGAUAAUGAUAAUGAUAUAAUAGGCCUAUGGUUCCGAGAUCCUAUAUUAUAUAUAUAUAUGUAUAUUAUAAAUAUAUAUAUAUAUAUAUAUAUAUAUAAUGUGGGAUUAAAUAUCUAGUAUCUAUAUAAGAUUUAUGAGAAUGUUUGUGUAUGUUUGCAUGUAUGUCUGUAUGUACGUAUGUAUGUAUGUAUGUAUGUAUGUAUGUAUGUAUGUUUGUAUGUGUAUCGAAUCGCUGUUAACAAUGAAUGUUAAUAAAUUGAUUAUUAGCGAAGAGUUGACGAAAAGAAAAAAAAAAUAUAAUGAUAACAAUGACAAAAAAGAAAUAAACAAUUCGAUUGAUCUAACAAUAUUAUAAACAUUUGUAUAUCAACGAUUGUGUAUGCGCGCGUGUAUUUAAAUUAUUUUUUUUAUUAUUAUAAUUAUUAUGAGUUUUUCAAUUGUAUUUUUUUUUUUUUCAUUUUUCUUUUUCUUUUUUUUUUAUUUUCAAAGAUGGAUCAACAAAAGACAUAUACUAAUAAAUUUCUUUAGAUCGAAGAUGAAGAAGAAGAGAGUAAGGGUAGGAAAACUAAUAAAAAAGAUUAAUAAUAUCGCAAAAGUUAAAAAUAGUAUAAAUAAACCGCAUAUAGAGAUGUCACGGUUCAAAAUGUUCCAUCCGAAUUACACGUCACGUUUUGGGAUUUAUUAAAAGAGAGAGAAAGAGAGAGAGGUAGAAUUAAUUUUUAACUAUUUUUUCUUAUCAAAUUGUUAUUAAUUUUUCAUACAUAUAUAUAUAUAUAUUUUUUUUUCUUAUAUCUUUUAAGUACUUUUAUAAAAUUUCAAUAUUUUUAUUCGUGCAUAAUUUCUUUUCUUUUCCUCUUUUUGAUUUUAAUUCAAUUAAAAAUUUCAAAAAAUAAUAAUAUAAUAAUAAUAAUACUAAAUAAUAAUAAUAAUAAUAAUAAUAAUAAUAAUAAUAAUAAUAAUAAAAAUACUAAUAAUAAAUUAAGAGCGAUAAAGAAAGAUGUAAGAUCUUUUUGAAUACAUUGAAACGAAAAUAAAUUGUCAACCGAAAAAAUAAAAAAAGAAAGGAAAAUCUCUUCGAAAUAAAAAGAGAUAACGAAUAUGUGUAAUUUAGGUACAUAUAUAUAUAUGUGUGUGCGCGCGCGCGUGUGUGUGUAUGUAUGUAUGUAUGUAUACUUGACAUACGUCGAUUUUUGUCGAGAACAGAUGUUUUGUGUGUGUAUGUCUGUAUCUAUGUAUGUAUGCGCGCGCGUGUGUAUGUGCGUACGUGUGACGUGUACUUGUCGUAAAAUGACGACGGGCGCGCCUAUUUUCCUACUAUUUAUUUUUUUGUACAUACCUUUAUUUUCAUAUUUAUUUGUCAAUAAAGAUCUUUCGAUAUA
Messenger RNA from Vespula vulgaris, 14937 nucleotides. RefSeq names its product insulin-like receptor (gene InR-2). Gene Ontology annotation, molecular function: insulin receptor substrate binding; insulin receptor activity; ATP binding. Gene Ontology annotation, biological process: positive regulation of kinase activity; multicellular organism development; positive regulation of phosphatidylinositol 3-kinase/protein kinase B signal transduction. Gene Ontology annotation, cellular component: membrane; axon; insulin receptor complex. Lineage: Eukaryota; Metazoa; Arthropoda; Insecta; Hymenoptera; Vespidae. The transcript has 12 exons. The record is from RefSeq and is a predicted model, not a curated record. Bases 2327 to 7996 code for a protein of 1889 amino acids.